Messenger RNA from Anneissia japonica, 3082 nucleotides. Its product is annotated as histone-lysine N-methyltransferase SUV39H2-like. The transcript has 6 exons. Lineage: Eukaryota; Metazoa; Echinodermata; Crinoidea; Comatulida; Comatulidae. Gene Ontology annotation, molecular function: protein binding; histone H3K9 methyltransferase activity; zinc ion binding. Gene Ontology annotation, cellular component: nucleus. The record is from RefSeq and is a predicted model, not a curated record. Bases 125 to 1336 code for a protein of 403 amino acids.
UAUUCUAACUGGGUACCUGGCCCGGUACCUCUGCUAUAUUUAAAACGGGGUUUGUCUUUUUUCAGUACACUAAUCAUACAAAUUUGUAUCGACCAAUGAGGAUUAAGGACAGCCGAAAACAAAAAUGGCGACUAGCGGGAAGGACUUGAAUGAUGGAGAUUCUUCUGAUGAUGAAGUAUUUGAAGUAGAAGAUAUCCUGGACUAUGCUAAAGAUAAUGAGGGCACAGAUUGGUAUAUGGUGAAGUGGGCUGGUUACAGUUUGGCAGAUAAUACCUGGGAACCAAUUGACAAUCUUGACUGUCCAGAAAUCAUCAAACGGUAUCACCACAGAUGCUACAAGCGUAAACGCCGAACGGAAUUUAUUAAUUCCACUGCACCAAAAAUGAAGAAGGCAAAGUUAGAGGUCUCGAUUGUGCCUGUGGAUUUGUCCUAUCAAGUCAAAAAAGUUAAGAGACAAUUGAAAGAUUGGCAGAAGAAAAUAAAUGAGCUAAGCGGUGAUGGAGCACCUAUCUCUGUGGAGAAUAAUGUGGACUUAGAGGGUCCUCCGAAAAAUUUUAUAUUCAUCAAUGAUUACAAGCCAGGUCCGGGUAUUUUUAUACCCAAAGACCCGAUAGUUGGUUGUGAAUGUAAGAACUGUUUUGCGGCCGAAGAUGGGUGUUGUACCCAUAACAGUGGCACGGCAAUGGCUUACACAUUGAAAGGAAAGAUCAAAGUAAAACCAGGCACACCUGUAUAUGAGUGUAAUAAACUAUGUAAAUGCAGCGCGAAGUGCAAGAACAGAGUGGUUCAGAAGGGACGCAAAGCACCUCUGUCUAUUUUCAAAACUAGUAAUGGUUGUGGAUGGGGUGUGAAAAGCUUGAAAGAUAUUAAGAAAAAUAGUUUUGUUAUGGAAUAUGUAGGUGAGGUUAUAAGUAACGAAGAAGCUGAAAGGCGAGGCCAAGAGUAUGACUGUAAUGGGCGAACAUACUUAUUUGAUCUGGACUACAAUGAAAGUGAUUGCCCUUAUGUAGUAGAUGCUGGAAAGUACGGCAAUAUAGCUCAUUUUGUCAAUCAUUCUUGUGAUCCUAAUCUGGUAGUGUAUGGUGUUUGGAUUGACACCCUUGAUGUGCGACUUCCUAGAAUUGCUUUAUUUGCCUGUAGAGACAUCAAAGCUGAAGAGGAGCUGACGUUUGAUUACCAAAUGACAGGGGCAACUGGCAUGUCUCAAGCACCAAGUAUAGAGAGCCCAUCUGAAAUCCAACAUAGAAACAAUUUAUCUGAAGACUCAGCCGUAGCCAAGCUUGAGCCAAUCCCUUGUCGAUGUGGUGCUGAAAACUGCCGCGGCUACCUAUUUUAAACAAUUUGAAUGUGUUUAUAUCAGGGGGAGGGGCUAGGAAAUUAAAAUGAAAAGUUAAGCUUAAAAAGAUUUUACCUAAGGCUUCAUAAGUGGGCGUGUUAAUGUUAGGAUAGUAUUGAAGAGCCUAUAAGCAUUUGUGUUGUGGGAACGUUAAUAGGUGGAUCUAGGAUUUUGAAAAUGGGGGAGGUGUAAUCUAUUUUACUUACUGUUUACUUUUGCAGUCGAGAUGGUGGAAGAGCACACUGAUCAUUUAACCACUACAACAUUUUAAUUUAAUUUUAAUUCACUUUUUAUAUAAUUUAAAUGCUGAUGUGUUGAUUUUCAUGGUCAUUUGAACAAUCUUGAAAUAAAGUUUCACGCUCAUAAUUUAUAUAAAACUGUCUACCUGGUUUUGGGCCCAAAGUUAUCAGAAAAUAUUGCACAACGUACCAUUUUAUAUUUUAAUAUUUUAAAGGCAAUUAUUUAAUUCUAAUUGUCUGUGGUGAGUGUCAUUAAAUUUUUAAAAAUUAAUACAGGAUUUCGAUGGCAGGAAAAUCUUGAUAUUUAACGAUACCUUUUGAGGGCUGAAAAAAAUCACUGACUAUUCAAUGCUGUAUAAUUUUGAAAAAUGAGCCAAGUAUUACAAGACUGAAAUUAUAUGUUUUUAUAUUAUUGGAAGUCAAGGAAAUUAAUGUUGCAACAGAACAUUAAUUUGUUGUAGAUAAUAUGUCACAGUAACCUUAUGAAAACACCAAGGCAAGCAAAUCGUUAUUAGUCUUUUUGAAGCUUAUGUAAUAUUGUGCACUGUAAUUUAACCUUUUAGAAUGAAGAUGCUGCAAGACAGGCUAACACAGUUUAUUUGAAAAAAAAUUGUCACAUGCCUAAAUAUGGUCAUGAUGACAUCACAUCAAGACCAUAUAUAGGCACAUCAUGACUAUGGGUAUACAACAGUUUUUUGUCAAAGAAAAUUUGAUAAUCAGGACAGAGAUUUAAGCAUUGCUGAUGCACAUGUAAAACUGACAACAGAAUGAGAUACAAGUUUGAAAUGUGCUACGGAUAUGGCAUUUUACAUUGUGGUCCAAUGCUGUUUUACGAUUUUCUAGGGCUAUGAAUCUAUACAGUACUGGCCAGUUAGCUUUGUCCACACUAGCAAAUUUUAUGUGAUAUAUCACACAAAAUUUGUCACAAAGUCUGAUAGUGUGAAAUGGGCUUUAGUUACUAUAUCAAUAGAAUUUUUUAAAGUUUUCAAGAUUAUGGAUGUUUCUGUAGGGUGGAACAUACUUUUGCCAAAAUAUGAUGUCUGAAAAUAUUCUCAUUAAAUCUCUUAAAAACUUUUUUUUUAUUAUAAAGAUUCAACUGUGACACUACAUGACAAUGUUGAAUUGAGAUUCACCAAUCUAGUAGCACUGUAUAUAUAUUUGUAUGCAUGAUGGCCUCAUUAUGUAGGUUUAUUUAACCACAACUUGAUUUUAAAUUUAGAUUGUUUGAAGCCAUUUUCUCUUAAUAUUUGUUACAUGCCUUUCCACUUAAGAUGCAAAAUAAAUGUUGUGUUGUGUACUAUAAAUGAUGAUGGCAGUAUUAAAUUUUGGUUUCUGGUGGAGGGUACUACUAUCUAUGAUCACUGAUAAUGUAAAUAGGUGUAUUAGAAUCCUUGCAUGAAUGCCUUUACAGUGUUUCUUAUGUAUUUCAAUUUGAUAGUUCUCUUUUAAAAGGGUGUGUCCUGUCAUAUUUAGGGUACAAUAAAGUGUAGAUAACAUAAAAAACUGA